Molecule: messenger RNA, 1437 nt
Organism: Heterobasidion irregulare TC 32-1
Lineage: Eukaryota; Fungi; Basidiomycota; Agaricomycetes; Russulales; Bondarzewiaceae
Product: calcium-permeable channel-like protein
Exons: 3
Coding region: 1-1437 (478 amino acids)
Biological process (GO): calcium ion import across plasma membrane
Molecular function (GO): calcium channel activity
Source: RefSeq, a predicted model, not a curated record
AUGCUGAACGGGGUGCUUCCGCAAUCGCUGUGGGCGCUGAUAUAUUCUCUCGCACUUUCUGCACCAUUCGCCCGUGCACAAAACAAUACUCGUUUGACUCUGGGAACACCAUUAGCGGUAUCAGGGUCCGUGUUAUCCUCCGCCAACCCUCAGCUCUUCGUUCUGCCCAGCACACGGCAGCUCUCUGUUUCCGUGGCAUCAUGCACCAAUUCAUCAAACGUGCCAAGAUUUUUCGUGACGAAUUCCAGCGACGUCGGUGUCCCAGGGCCAGAUAGUGGCCAGGAUGUAUGGGAAUUGAUUUUGGGGGAAGAAGGGUUUGGCAACUUGACGAUAGGCGGUGAUACUGGAGGAAAGAUGGCCAUUUGGGGAGGAAGCAGGGAUGAUGCGAUAGAGAUAGGCGUGUCAGACGACGGACCUCUACACGCACAUCUGUCCACCCUCCCAUUUCUUGGGGAUACCACAUCAAACCAAGCGUUGAUUUACUCCCCUCCCUUCUCAGGGUCCCGCUUCUCUGAUCCGAGUUACCCGAAUUAUACUCUUCCGACGGCGAACUUAUCAUUCCCUACCGCGCCCUCGUCCUCGCCCAACUUCACCUUGGUACUCGCAAAUACGCUGUCUUCAAUAGCUACGCUUCCGAAGACGGCAUGUGCUUUGCGAUCGGCACAAAAAAUUGGUGCUACUGAAGAAGAACAGCCUUGGCUGCGGGAUUCCGAUGGUUGGCGAACGGAAUGGCUAGUCGGCCGCCUGACACCAUCAACAAACUACACUGCCUACACAAUCCAGGAUCAUACAAAAGUCAACGGACCGAUCUACUUCACCACCAAAUCAGGAUCGUUUUCGUGCCCUUUGGUCCACUCUCUACCAUAUUGUCCUUCAGUUUCCUUCGCUGCUCCACUUCCUGCGCCCGCGUUUCCGAACGUUGCACACGACUCAACAACGUUACCUAGCGGCUUGACCGAUCCCCUUCUCUCAUACCUGACCAACUUCACGACAAGUCUCUUAACCUUUGCGUGUGGGCGUGACCUUUAUUCCCCUUUGCAAUCCUGUGCAGACUGCCAACGCGCGUAUCGAAAAUGGCUCUGUACGAUCUCGUUCCCACGGUGUGCCGAAUUCGCAACUACCACGACCACUACCGGUAAUGCACAGCAAGUAUUUCCAGCUCUCAUUCCUCAACCGUCUGGGACGACUCCGAGGAAUCCGAAUCUGGCAAACGCCAGCUACUCGUAUGUACAGCUCCUGCCUUGCAUCGAGACUUGCACUGCGACGGACCGCGCAUGCCCAAACUUCCUUGGGUUCAAAUGUCCGGUUGUGGCUUUCAACGCGAAUAGCAGUUAUGGCGUGGGAUACAUCGACAACGGAAAGCCCGGCAUCGAAGGUGAUGGAUUCACGGGUACGGCGCAGGAUCGGUGGGGGAAUAUCUAUUGUAAUGGCAGCUGA